Messenger RNA from Hymenoscyphus albidus, 1708 nucleotides. The record is from the annotation of a GenBank genome assembly. Lineage: Eukaryota; Fungi; Ascomycota; Leotiomycetes; Helotiales; Helotiaceae.
AUGAAAUUAUUCGGUGUCCUCACAGCAUGGUUCCUGUCAUUCGCCUCUGCUUCUCAGGCACCCGACGACUGUCCUCCAAACAAUUUCACAGUAGGCCAAAUCGUAAAUACUAGCAGCGGAAAUAUCCUAGGUCAUGCUGCACCAAACCAUCCUGAGGUCUCUGAAUAUCUGGGGAUUCCCUUUGGUCAGACUCCUGUUGGAGACCUGAGAUUUGCAGCGCCUGUGAAAUAUGUUGGGUCUUCAAUAAUCAACGCAUCUACAUUCGUAAGUAUAAGAGAAAUUGCUAUACUGCUCCAGCUGAUGAGUCUUGGGGCUUCUCAUGCGUACCUCAACGCAGUUCCCCUCCAUCAGGGACUUCUUUCAAACCAGAGACAAUCGCAGCUUCAAAUAUCACCGCCGUUGGACUUCAAUUCUUCAAUCUCGUCAGUGAUUCACCAGGCGUAGCAUAUGAUGAAGAUUGUCUCUUCUUGAACGUCUGGUCAAAAACUCAAACGGGGGAAAGAAAGAAAGCUGUAAUGGUAUUCAUACAUGGAGGUGGAUUCAACGGUGGGACAUCAUCACUGCCCAUACAAAACGGUGCAGCUCUCACCGCCAAGGAAGAUGUGAUUAUCGUGUCCUUCAAGUAAGUCCAUUUACAUAUUCUCCUAGAAGUCUACUGAAUCUGGAUAGUUACCGCUUGUCCAUUCUUGGGUUUCCUGGAAAUCCCAACACCCAAAACAAUCUCGCCUUACUAGACCAACGUUUUGCGAUGGACUUUGUUCGAGAUAACAUUGAAAACUUUGGAGGAGAUCCGGCAAGAAUCACGUUAUUCGGACAAUCAGCUGGUGCCAUGUCAACAGAUUUCUACUCUUACGCCUGCGCCUCGGAUCCAAUAGCAGCAGGGAUUAUCGCACAAUCCGGGACAGUCCACAGCUUUGGUCUCCCAUAUACCCAAGAAGCCGCUGCCUCAAAUUGGUACGGCACCACUGCUGCUCUCGGUUGUGGCAAUGCUUCUACCAACUCCACCGAAAUCCUAACAUGCAUGCGCAAAGUGGAAGUCGACGCAUUAAUGAAAGCCAUUCCCAACACUGGAUUAAACGCCAUACUCUCCCUCUUCGGACCAACAGCAGACAACACCAUCAUCUUCUCGGACUAUACCCAAAGAACACCAGCCAAUAUCCCCGUCUUGAUAGGCAACACCGACUACGAAGGAGGAUUAUUCCGCACCCAACUAGCUUUAUCAAACACCACAUUCCCAGACUGGGCUUGGGAUGCGUAUAACUUGGCAGGAUAUACCUGUCCAUCCGGCCUGCGCGCAAACCACAGUCUAGCAUCAAAUAAUCCGACCUGGCGAUAACGAUAUCACGGUAUCUUCCCAAAUACCAACAUCAGCUCUGAAGGAGGAGCAUACGAUGGCGCCGAACUACCUGUCCUAUUUGGAACCGCGGAUUCAUUCGGAAAAUCGACGGCGAUCGAGGAGGAAAUUGCGAGUUAUAUCCAAGGAGCAUGGACGACUUUCGCAAAAGAUCCGACGAAGGGGUUGCUAAGUUAUGCAGAUGGAUGGCCAUUGUAUGAUCCUACAAAGGAGACACUGGUUCGUCUUGCGUAUGAGGAUAAAGUUGGUUCUAAUCUUGCUUUCCCCUUGGUUUACGGAGAGUAUGAGGGGUGUUGUGUUGCGAAUUUUACGGCGCUGAUCUAUCAGUUUUUGGGCCCCUUGUUGGGUUCUUGA